Messenger RNA from Poecile atricapillus (Black-capped chickadee), 5509 nucleotides. It is a transcript of the gene CCBE1, whose product is annotated as collagen and calcium binding EGF domains 1. The coding region runs from base 71 to 1252 and encodes 393 amino acids. Lineage: Eukaryota; Metazoa; Chordata; Aves; Passeriformes; Paridae. The transcript has 11 exons. The record is from RefSeq and is a predicted model, not a curated record. Gene Ontology annotation, molecular function: calcium ion binding.
CGGUCGGCGCAGCCCCGCCGCCGGCCGGGGCGGGCAGAGCCGGAGCGGCGCGGAGGGGAGCGACGGCCCGAUGGGGCGGCCGGCCGGCAGCCUGGCCCCGCUCCGGCUGCUGCUGCUUCUGGCGCUGGGACACGCCUGGACCUACCGGGAGGAGCCGCAGGACGGCGACAGGGAGGUGUGCUCCGAGAACAAAAUCGCCACCACCCGGUACCCGUGCCUGAAACCCACGGGAGAGCUCACCACCUGCUUCAGGAAAAAAUGCUGUAAGGGUUAUAAGUUUGUUCUUGGACAAUGCAUCCCUGAAGACUACGAUGUCUGUGCUGAAGCUCCCUGUGAACAGCAGUGCACAGAUAAUUUUGGACGAGUCUUAUGCACUUGCUAUCCUGGAUACCGCUACGAUCGGGAGAGGCACAGGAACAGAGAGAAACCUUACUGCCUGGAUAUCGAUGAAUGUGCCACGAGCAACGGGACUCUGUGCUCUCAGAUCUGUGUCAACACCGUAGGCAGCUACAGGUGCGAGUGUCAUGAAGGCUAUGUCCGGGAGGAGGAUGGCAGGACAUGCACCAAAGGAGAUAAAGCUGGGCUUCCUGAGAAAUCUGAAAAUGUGGCAAAACCGGGGACAUGCUGUGCCUCUUGUAAGGAAUUCCAUCAAAUAAAGCAGACAGUUUUACAGCUGAAGCAAAAGGUUGCUUUGCUGCCAAAUAAUGCUGCUGAUCUUAGCAAGCAAAUCACUGGUGAAAAAGUGCUUGCCUCUAAUGCAUAUAUCCCUGGCCCCCCAGGCCAGCCUGGCCAACCAGGCCCUCCAGGGGCUCCAGGACCUAAAGGGAGUCAAGGAGCUCCUGGAUUACCUGGACCUCCUGGACAGCCAGGCCCUCGUGGAUCAAUGGGACCUAUGGGCCCAUCUCCAGACAUUUCACACAUUAAGCAGGGCAGACGGGGCCCUGUGGGCCCACCUGGAGCCCCAGGGAGAGAUGGUAGCAAGGGGGAGAGAGGAGCACCAGGACCAAAGGGGAUACCUGGCCCACCGGGUUCAUUUGAUUUCCUAUUGCUGAUGAUGGCAGACAUCAGAAAUGACAUUGCUGAGCUGCAAGAGAGAGUGUUCGGACACAGGACUCAUUCAUCAACAGAAGAGUUUCCAUUACCUCAGGAAUUCACAAACUAUCAUGACACAGUAGAUUUUGGAUCUGGAGAAGACUACAAACCACGGGCAGCAUCCAGAAACACCAGGAUACAGAAGGCAGACCAUCCUUAGCUAUUCCACUGAAAAACAAAGCCUCUUCAGAAUUCUUCAAUAUAAAAAAUGCACUGACAAUGUUUAUAUAUAUAUAUAUAUAUAUAUAUAUAUAUAUAUAUAUAUAUAAAAUUUCCCAUCUUUCUUUCUGCUUUUCCUGAACCAUGCUGCCUGUACUGUAGCUUUCCUGGUUCAUGGUAGCCUCCUUGCAGAAAUUCCAUACUGCCAAGCCUGCACUGUGCAUUGUACCUAGACUAUCAGAAAAUCCUUCUUAGCAUAUUAUAUGAUUAAGGCAUGCUCUAGCUAAUAACACAGAUCACAGCAUUCCAUCUGCCUGCUUUGCAUUCUAUAUCCAAAUGACCCAGUACACAAAUUUUGCCAGGGACAGAGGAUUAGCUGAACAUCAUCCCUGAAUGAUGUUGAUAAUGAACACCUUGGUCCACAGUUACUUUAUGAAUGCAAAUAAAUUAUACCACUGAAUUCAAGUCUCCAGCUACUGUCCCCAGGCUUAGGAGAGUGUAAGAAGUGGAUCCCUGUUUCACAGCAGAGGCCAUCUGUAAGUGAGACAUGUCCUCUAUUAUGCCUCAUCAAGGCAGAAAAAAAAAAUAUAUAUAUGUUGAAGGGUUAAACAAAAGUGAUGCUGCUUGAUCAGGAAAUUAUUUGGUUUUGUGUUGCUAGAGUAUUGUUCAAAGACAGUCAAAAGAUGUGUGUGUCCUAAACUACUCUAGGACACACACAAACACUACUUUUUCUUUACCAUUAUCCCACUGCUCAGUGUGAAGGCCAGUUUGCUUUCUCAACAGAUUCAUGUUGGAUACAUUACACAAAGAUGAGCAAGAUUAAGGGGAUGUUUAAAGCAGGAAACCAAAUCAAAAUUUAAUCAAGCAGGCUUAUUGACAAGAACAAAAUAUAUCCCAGCCUUGCAGAAAGAGCCCAGUUCUGACUUCCUGCAGGUGCAUGUCUUUCUUGGUGAAAUUCUGAAGCCUGAGUGAAAUCAAGACCAGAGAGAGACCUCAUGUUUGCAAAGAGCUUCCAUCUGUUUUGUUCCUCUGCUGCAUGAGACCAACCUAAAUGGCUUUCACUCAACUGGAGCACAGAGUGGCAGCUUGUUUGGCUGGGUGUGUGAGGAGUGUGAGAAGGUGCAGGAGUGCACAUGACAAAACAUUUCAACUGGUACGAGGAUGGCUAAGGUGAGGUACUGCACAUGGGAUCCUAUACUUGUGAAUGGGGAUAAAAGGGAGUGCCCUUUAUUUACACUGGAAAAUUGGAUGCACAAGUUAUACCAUACCUCAUGGAUGAUGUAUGUUGCCAUUUCUUUCGGAUUACCACAGCUGCUGAGGACUUCGCCAUGCUUAGAAUAUAAAGGAGUAUAUUAAGCACAAAAUUUCAAUGUUGUGUCUGCGUAGCUGCUACUUCUACAGUAUGUUUAGUGUUCAGUAAUGUUCAUGCCACAAAUGCAAAGAAAAAGUUGUUACUUUGCCAUGUUUUUCAGGGCUUGCAAGUUUUAGUAGAAUAAAUACAGGUAAAAAUAUAAGAAGGGCCUUUUCAGAUAACACAUAAAGGUUUGGAUUCCCUUCCAUAUUCUGUGGGCCAAAAGAUAGUUGGUGUAAUCCUGACAGCAUCAGUACAGGUCAUGCUGCAUAAACAGCUGGUUGUCUACACUUUUCCAUAACUUCUGUGUACUGUCUUAGAGAGUAUGUUCAUUCCUUUAGCCGUUUCCCAACAUCUCACUGCCACUAAGCCACAAGCCAGGGCAUUAGCUUUUAAGAACAUGAAUGUUCUGUAUUUCUUUUCACAUUACAUCUGUAUCAUUAUUUUCAAAGCAAUGCCUAAGUCGUGGGGAUAGCUGAAAAAAAAUAAUAGUAACCUUACCUUGUGGUCCUUGGGCUUCUCCUCUGUCUGGGAGGAGCUCUGCCAGGAGCUGCAGAUUCAAGUAAUCUUGUGAAUCACAUAAUAAGGGAGAAUUGAGGAAGGUACCUGUGUCCAAAAGAGAGAUGGUCUUAUAUGCAACAAGCUGAAAAAAAACCUCAAAGAUAGAAUGAACUGAGGCAUUUGUGUCUUCUAAAUUGCAAACAGGCAACUAAGUAUAAAUGACAUCAUUUAUUAAGAUACAAUUUUAAUUCAAUUUGUUAAAUAUCAAAUGUUGUAUUUUUAAAUCUAGCAAAUUACGGAACCCUUGCAUAUGUUUACCACUGCACCCUGCUGGAUCAGGCUGGUUCCUACUAGAGAAUUAGUAGCUGCAGGUUUUUGACCAUCACAUACUGAAUGAUCUAAGUUAUGUUAGAUGAGUCACUUCCUACAUAUAAACUAAAUUAUAUUGCCCACUGCCCACAAGGUGAUGUUCUAAAAAAGGCACUUAUUUUAGUUCUAAGUUCUGCUUUUCCGAAUAGAGGCACAUACCAAAUGAGAAGUUCCCGAAGUUUGACCAUCAAAUUCAGGGAGAGGUGACAACUGCCCUGCUUAUGCCUGGGGAAGAGCUAUUCUGAGACUGGACCAGAAAAGCAGAUAAAAUACAUAUUUCACUGUAAGUACAGCAAGUUGUGCUACAGAUUCAUGAAUAUAAGCAUAGUUCAUGUUUACAUGCCUUUCUGAAUGGAAACCUCAAUUAUUUCCCUUUCUGGAGCUGGCAUCAUUGGCUUUCAAUUUUCAGUACUUAAAAAAAAAAGGUAACAGAAUGUGUUCCUUGGGUUUGCCCUUGUCCUUACCCUUCUCUGUACAAAUUUCCUGCUUCAAAAGUGUUUGAGUCCCAGCAGCAAGGAGGGGCCACUAUGGCAAAGACCACCCAACAUGACAUAGGAAUUUCUGCAGCAGGGAGAGUCCCUCUGAGCACAGCCAGCUGGGAAGGGUCAGCCUUUGGUCUGCAUCCAGCUGAGAUCUUUGCAUGGAACUUUCUCAUUUCUGAUUACCUGUAUAACUCAUUGUAUCAACAAUAUUUCAGUCAGAUUUUGGGGUAAACACAUAAAGACUGAGAAAAGUGUCAUUUUCUUCAGCAUACCCAAAGUUUCAUAAAGUCAGAGCAGAGGAAUCAUUUCCAGUCUUAAGUUUUGUUACUGGUAGCCAGAGAAGUCAUUACCUUGCAAAUUAUUUAUUACUCUGUGGCUCCAAAAAUAAGAAACUCUUCCAAGAACCCAAAACAAGGAAGUAGAAACUUCUACACUCAUGGCUAGUCUCAUUACCAGGCUCAUGCACAUGACAACUUUGUUUCAUAUAAAUGGUAUGUAUAAUUUUAUUAGAAAGAAAUAUUAUUUUGAUGUUAAGACAUCAAAUUAUAAGCAGAAGGAUAAUAAAGAAUUUGUUAUUUUAUUAAUAUUAGAAAUAUAUUUAAUGAGAACAUUUGCAAGAGUGUGUAGUGAUGAGAAAAUUCUGUUUGUUAAUGAGUUUAACAAAAUCAUGAAUCUUGAAAAAUGUUUUCUUUCAACACUGUGCCAAGUACAUAAAAGUUUAGUCUUUCUUGCAAAGCUGUAGUUCUGGCACACAAGAAUUCCUAUAUAGUCAGGCUAAAUUAGGAAAAUGAGAGGAAAAUUGAUUGUAAAUGGAAUUAGGGUAAUGCCUGGUGUUACUGUUAGCAUCACAGCUUGCAUAGCCUUCUGCCUAGAAGUAUUUCAGAGUUAAUGUACCAAGUCCCAGAGCAGCAACAAAAGGUGGGGGUGGGGUCCAAUUCUCUGUUAAUGUCACAUUUUAAAAAAUCUGUAUGUUUGUUCCUCUUACACAUUCCAAUAACUAUACUGUUCACUUUAUUUAUAUAUGAAAUACUAAAAUGUGUAUAAGAUGACUGUGAUUUUAUGAUGUAUUCAUAAUAACAAAGAUAUUUUUUCUUACACUGUUGGUAGCUGCUUUUUUGUUACACACUGCCCUUUCUCUGGAGCAAGAGUGAUGUUGGCAGGAAGAAAGAGAUGGCAAGAAAUCUCCUUACGCUGCCUCCUAGCAUUUUUCUUGGAGCUGAACAAUACUGUCAUAGUUCUUUGACUCUGGGGCGCGAGUUUUGCAAGCUGGGGUGGGUUUCAGUCUUUGUAGGGAUAAAGCACACAGGCACCUCUGCUCUGGAUGGGUGGUGGCUCCUGUGCCACAUCAGCGGGCUGCAUGAGGCUGGGUCCCGCAGCCCCACCGCAAGCUGCCGGGUGUGCGCAGCUUGUGCGCGUCCCGGGGAUGCGAUACGGGGCUCCGGAGCUCUCUGGCAUCCCACCACCGCCAAAGGGGGAAUAACACAUAGGCUCCACCAGGCCUUGGCUGCCCCUCGCACGCCCCUCCCCGCAGCCCCAGGAGCGUCCUGCGGGCUGU